Molecule: messenger RNA, 2422 nt
Organism: Clupea harengus (Atlantic herring)
Lineage: Eukaryota; Metazoa; Chordata; Actinopteri; Clupeiformes; Clupeidae
Gene: jam3a
Product: junctional adhesion molecule 3a
Biological process (GO): cell-cell adhesion; cell migration
Cellular component (GO): plasma membrane; protein complex involved in cell adhesion; cell-cell contact zone
Molecular function (GO): integrin binding; protein heterodimerization activity; cell-cell adhesion mediator activity
Source: RefSeq, a predicted model, not a curated record
GGAAACCUGUCAGCGGGCAGCAUCCAGCGGCUCUUCUAUCUGCUGGACCACUUCACAACCAGCAGCUCCAAGAUGGCGUUAACACGGCACAGUGUAUUUCUGCUCCUCUGCUUCGCUCUCGGCUACAGUGCUCUGGCAGUGAUCCUCAGGACUGCAGAGAAGACUGUCUGGACCAAUGAGUUUGACUCUGCGGAGCUGUCCUGUCUAAUUGAGUCCAUCUCCACCAACAACCCAAGAAUAGAAUGGAAGAAGAUAAAAAACGGUGUGCCCAGCUAUGUGUACUUCCAGAACAAAAUCUCAGGUGACCUGGAGCAUCGAGCACAGCUGAGGGAGCCGGCUAAUUUGGUGAUCCUGAACGCGAGCAGAUCCGACACGGCCCAAUACCGCUGUGAGGUGGCGGCCAUCGACGAUCACAAGCCCUUUGAUGAAAUCUUAAUCAGCCUUGCAGUCAGAGUGAAGCCUGAGGUUCCGCGAUGCACGGUGCCUGAUUCAGCCACGGCCGGUUCCUCAGCAGAACUGCGCUGCCUGGAGAACGAGGGCUUCCCUCAGUCUCAGUACCAGUGGUUCCGCAACGACGAGGAGCUGCCAGAGGAUCCAAAAAGCAGUCUCCGCUUCCUCAACUCCUCCUACAUCGUGAACCCAGACACAGGAACCCUGAAAUUCCGUGCGCUGAAGAAGAGCGACGCGGGAGAGUACUACUGCAUGGCCAAGAACGAGGCGGGGCAGGCCAAGUGCAGCUCGCAGCUCAUGGAAGUCUAUGACCUGAACAUCAUGGCCAUAUUCCUGAAGGUUCUGGGCGGAGUGGUGGCGGGGAUUUGUGUGACCGUUGGUUUCUGCCACAUCUGUAAAAAAGUGUCCUGCAAGAAGGAACCAGGAAGCGAUUACAAAGCCCCCCGGCACGACGACGGGGUCGAUUACAUCACUGCUGAUGAGGGGCAUUUCCGCCACAAGUCGUCCUUCGUGAUCUGAACAGCGGGAGCAGCUUGACCUGAGCCAUGGAGGUGUUAGGAGUGAAAGCAACGCGGUGAAGAUGUCUGCCUGGGAAGAAGUUUUGGUUGACCUGUUUAUCUCAGUGGUGCAUAAACAACAAAGACCCUAUUCACUAUUCAUUGGCCAAAUAAGUCCUGAGGAGUUCAUGCAAUAGAGAUAUAUAUAUAUUUUUUUGAAUUGUGUUUCGAUGAAAUGCUGUUUCAGUUGCCAACACCCCGGUUCAUUUCUGUGUUUUGUUUUCAAAUUUCUUUUCAUGCAUUCCUGCUGAACAAUCAUGUUUUUGGUACCAUUACAUACUGCAUACGCGUGCCAUGCCAAGACUGUCUUAUAGUGGCCAGUAUAGACCGUGAGUGUUGUGAUGUGUAAUCGUCUUUGAAUUUAUGAUCUGCCGCAAAGUGUGUGAAAGUGACCGCAGAUGGUCCUGUCGAUGCGUAAGAAUGGUGCAGGGGGAAGCGGGGGCUUCCUGGUGUUGGGAUUUUGCUGGUUUCACCUGUUGGCCUGACAUUCGAUCUAGUAAACCAGAGGCCAGUGUUCUGUUAAAUGCCAACUGAUCGACCGGAGACGGGAGUUUAAGCAGGUCAUUUAGCUGCCAAAGCCUGUGGAGACCCAGAGGCCCUUUGGCGUUAGAUGACAUGACUGGACUCCCUCCCUGGUUUAGUUUUUUCUUUUCUUAGAACUGUAGAUACAUGUGCGUGCACUUGUGAUUUCAGAGUGCCCAGUGUGUAAAAAAAAGUGACCUUUGAUGCUUUCUAGUUAUUUUAUACAUUUUGGACAUAUUGUCCAGUUUUGUUUUUUGAUCAGUGUUUUUGAUUUUCUAUCUGUCUGUAUAAUAUUGUGGUACUGAACAAAUGGCCUAUGGCAAUAACACAGAUAACACAAUUUUAUGAAACAAAUGUAAUCACUGAAGUCAAUCAUUUAGAAUGAAUAGAAUAAAGUAGUCAUACCACUGAAACGGUUCUAGAAUGGUGUUUGUUUACGUUCAUAGACUAGACAAUGGAUAUAGAUACCAGUAAUCUGUAGCUGGACUACUAGACAGUAGAAAGAUCUGAAUUUACAUUCCUCUUUUUCUAUUUGUAAAGACUGCAGUUAAGUGUAGUUGUAGACUAUGUCGGUGCUGGCAACAGUGUGAUAACUGAGAUGUCUGAUGUGUUUUUAGUGUAAAACUGGACAGUGUUGAGGUCACUCAGGAACUGCUUUGGACAACGGUUUGAACUGAUGAAUAAGAAAACACAAAAAUACAUACUUCAUAUUGUAAUGUUCAUCUAGGGUGUGAAGUGAUGAAUAUAAAUAUACAUACUUCAUAUUGUAAUGUUCAUCUAGGGUUUGAAGUGAUGAAUAUAAAAAUACCUACAUACAUAUUGUAAUGUUCAUCUUAUCCAUAUGACUUUAAUUUGUUUACUUUUUAUGUUAUUAAAGACACACUUUUAAGAAA